Messenger RNA from Halichondria panicea, 4295 nucleotides. Its product is annotated as DENN domain-containing protein 3-like. The transcript is spliced from 36 exons. Gene Ontology annotation, biological process: regulation of Rab protein signal transduction. NCBI's taxonomy places the organism in Eukaryota, Metazoa, Porifera, Demospongiae, Suberitida, Halichondriidae. Gene Ontology annotation, molecular function: protein binding. Gene Ontology annotation, cellular component: cytoplasmic vesicle. Bases 138 to 4181 code for a protein of 1347 amino acids. The record is from RefSeq and is a predicted model, not a curated record.
CUAGAAGGGGCGUGUCCACUCCACACCAUACGUACGUACUUAUAACUUGCAGCUUGAUUGUCGAAAGAGCGAGCCUUGACUUUACUAUACCCGUAUCUAAGAGAGCAAGAGGUCCGUAGUAAAACAAGCGUGUAGCCAUGACAACUCUGUCACCACCCCCUCAACUGCCAGGGGAGCAGAUACGACUGCUCAAUGCGAUUGUGGACGUGUGUCUGGUGUAUGGCUUCGAUGAGACGUGUCAGUGUGACCUGGUUAUUGGAGAGGGUGACUCUGAAGAUAUUUCACUGCCCAUGGAGAAGAUUUACCAGAGGGACAUCAAUGUCAGGUUCCUACAAGUCAUUGCCCCAGGCAGAGUGUACCCUGAGAGACACUGUACCACGACUGUGAAGGCCUUCGAGGUCAAAGGUUCAGUAGAGGACUCGUUGAUCAUGCCCUCAUCCACUCACUCCAACAAGCAGUUCAAUGUGGAUGAACUCGGUCUCAGUUGGGACACAAUUGAAAACAGACAAGCGUUCCUUUUCCCUCAGGGAGCCAAGAUCUGCUCUGAUCUGAAGGACGUUGAGCCAUCACUGGUGCCCAUGCUGUUCACAAAUGCUCUGGGGGAUUUCUCGUACGGUGUCGGCAUCAGGUUCCUGCGACCUUUCUUCAUUGAGAAGAAAAAAAACUGCAAGUACUUCUGCUUGACGCCGUGGUCCAGUUCAGUAGUGCCCUCCCCAAGCAGCAAGCUGAUCUAUCUGCCAACGUGUUGUCUACUGGUCUCUCAGAAACCGUACCUCAAGUUUAUGAAGGAUGCUUUAUCAGGGUUCUACCGCUGGUUGUCAGAUUGUGAUGAGUUGUACUUCUGGUCUGGAGUGAGGGAGUUUGCUGAGAGGGUUUUCCUUGUACCAGCCCCACCCCCUGGACUCCUCUCCAUUAGUGUCAGUCUUCCUGGAUUCUCCUCACAAAUUACCGUCAGGCCCCCCAGAGGAAGUGUUGAGACAGAUAUUCGUCUGAACCACCCGUUCACAUGCUUGGGUGUAGCUAAUGUCCUAAGGGUCAUCUGUGCCAUUCUCACCGAACAGUCGAUUCUCUUUGUAUCAUCGUCUUACUAUCUACCAACAUACGUCAUCAAGUGUCUGUUCUCGUACAUCACGCCGAUGCAAUACAAGUUCACUGUGGCCCCCAUUCUCCCUGCAGACAGCCUAGAGCUACUGGACGCCCCAUUCCCCACCAUAAUGGGUAUCCUUUCUUCUCAGAUGAACACUGAGGAAGUGCAGAGGUGCAGCAAUGUGGUAAUCGUGGACGUGGAUAAUGGAGAGGUGACCUGCAAAGACUUGGAGACCACAUUGGCUUCACUUCCCCGGCAUGCAGAGGAGACCUUCAAAAAGAGAUACUCUGAGCUGGUGAAGAAAACGUUCUCUUUGGAAGAGAUGGAGAAACUUACCUUAGCCUCAUCAGAGGAGACCCUCAGGGAGAGGGAAAAGUUUGACUACUCCUAUGACGAACUGUUAUCAAAAAUGUUUCUGGAGCUAAUGGUCAAUCUGUACAGUCAGGUUACGCAAGAACGGUUGCACAGUCGUAUCAAGUUUGAGGAGACAGUGCGGCUAAUGCCUGAGGAGGACCAGGAUUUUUAUCAUCAGAUCGAAACCACCGACAUGUUUGCUUCAUUCUGUCAUGCUAGGAGACAGUGUACUGCUCGUGACGAGUUCACCCUACUGGCCGAACGUCUCAAGCGCCUUCAACGUGUGACAAAGAUCGCUUCGGAGGAUUCGUUCACUAGCAGCCUUCAGAUUAGUCAUCGUUCUAGUAUUGUCAACCUGUAUGGUGCAUCCUCUAGUCUCAGGACCACUGCCAACACUUCUCAUGGAAGUCUGCCCCAGAACCGUUAUCUGACGAGCCCAUCGUCGUAUCGGUCCCACGCUCCCUCUCAAGUAGGUGGGAGCAUUUCUGUCAAUGAGGAGGGGCCUCUACGCUACUCACCACAGGGAGAGUACAAUAGGAGUGGAAGUAUAGUCUCACUGGAACCAGUUCUACUAGAGUUGCCGUCAUUAGGGUCAAAGUUCACGGACAGAGCAACUUUUCUGGAGGAGGCCAUUACUCUACUGGAAGAACUAGCCAAGAACAAUGCAGUCAAAGCCCAGUGUCUGUACUUGGGUGCCUACUACAGCAUAUGUCAGGGGGAGAUCAUCUCAGGACUCGACAUUUUGUUUGACACGCUCCAAAGAGUCGACGUUAACCUUGUGCCAGAUAAGAAAUCCCUACAGGUAGUGCUGAAGUAUGUGAGUAAUGUUGAACAGGGACAGCUCUCCCUCAAGUCCUACUACAAACAUCUUCUCCCCUCCAAAAGAAAGAGUGCUUCAGUGAGGGGCCCAUCAGGACUCUCACCUUCCACAUUCAACUUAGACAAGAAGAUGCCAACAAAGCCUCUGAAUUUGAAUGAUUUUCUCAAGCUGGUUCGACAGAAUGCUAUUGCAGAAGAUGCUGAGUCAGCAACUAACCUCCAUCGCAUAUUAUCUCAGGGCAUUAAUACCACUAUUUCACCAGAUACAUUCCGAGUGUUCUAUGACUCUUGGAAAGUGGUACACCAGGAUAAUUCAGUGAUUGAACUGCCCCUCAUGGAGCUGGAGAAGGAAGAGAAAGGUGUGAGAGUGGCAGAAACUGUAUUGGCUGUCUCGCAGGAUGAGAAGACUAACUACGGAUCUUCCUGCACUAUCGUACUCACCACUUACAGGUUGUUAGUGGUUGCUGCUUUCAAGACUUACGAAAUGGCUGACUUGCGAACACAGAUCCGCUUUGAAAAUUUCAGUCACUCCACGAUGUUUGGGGGCACCAAGUUUCCGGGUAUACGGAUUGAGAAGCUGGACAAACGCAGUUCUGGAGACAGAGCUCGUCCCACGACUGGUGGUAGUACUGGUUGGCGGAAACCGACGAAACACAUGGACCUGUACAUGGCUUUCCGCUCGUCAGUAGAGAGAGACAAUUGGUAUCACAUGAUACGAGAGGUACAAGUUGGUUGGCAGCUAUCACAAGCUCGGAGAGACCCGUGUGUGAUGGUGACGUCCAACUCGCAUGUGAUCCUCCAGAACGCUAUUAGUCAAAGCGGUCUCCUCGACAACCACACCCCUGCUCAAAGAGUCAAGCUGGCACUGAAACUCCUGAGUUUUCAGUCGAAAGAUGUUUCGGAAGUGAGCAAAUUUACGGUGGAUAAUCUACAGUACCGCAUCAACCCUUGCCUACACGAGGCAGAGAGACAAACCGUUGAGUCUCUACUGUAUAUCCCACCAAUUGACUUCUACGAGGAAGAGCAAGGAAAGUUGUGGAUAGGGCUGGGCAAUGGACGUCUGAAGGUAUACGACAUUGAGGCCAAGUGCUUCGAGUGCGACAUCAAAAUUACUGAGUCGAGACAUGGCAAAUCUGCACGACUUAACUGCCUGCUACUGGUGGGUCAGCAGGUGUGGGUGGGCUCUCACAGUCGAAACAUACACAUCCUGGAUGUACAAACAGUCACUCAUGUGUCACAGAUUUCCUAUCUUGAAGACGCUCCAAAAGACCUCAUGUUAAAUCGAAACGGAAGCUUGGUGUGGGGCCUGCUGCUCAACGGGAUACUGUUAGCCUGGGACCCUGAAACAAGGACUAGAGUGAAGAAGAUCCAGGUCCCAAUUGUCAGUACCUCAUCUGCGUACACUGCAUGUACAUGUUUCACUAUCUGGCGUGACUACAUCUGGGUGGGUACUAAUAGGGGCAGCAUAACGAUCAUGGAUACGGAAACGGGUGAGGUGGACCACGAGUUGUUCUUCCCUGGAGGACGCAGGAGACAGAUUGAAAUCAAGCACCUUGCACUGUCUUCAGAGGAUGAGGUAUGGUGCAGCGUUUACUGUCUCCCCAAAUCAGAGGACUCGAUAUUCAUUGCCGUCUUUGACCCUGACACAAAAAAAAAGAAUUUGCAGUACACAGCUCUAGACAGCAGGAUAUCAAUAAUACUGCCAGUCAAAAAUACUAUGUGGUGUGGUUCCAAGAGUGGUAAGAUCUACAUAUUUCACUCACAAAGUUACGCCAGUGGAGCAGGGAUGCCUAAGAUCUUGACAGCUCAUGAUGAGGACGUGGUUCGCUCCAUGACCAUGACAGACCUUAACCUGGUGGUCAGUGGAGGAGGUUCCAACGAUGGCUAUGCUGCUGUCUGGAAAACUAUUGAAUUACCGUGAAUAAUGAAACCUCUUAGCUUAUUUAGACUGUACGUUGGUUUGUGUUUAUUAUUUUAGCAUGAGGAGAUGUGUAUUGCGUGCUGCCUCCUACAAAUAUAAUGUUACUGAUAGUGA